AAUAGAGGUUGAUCUUAAGCUUAUUUCUUCACACUUCACACACAUACACAUACAUUAAAGACUAGGUAUAUAUUACUUAUUAGUAGUGAUCAUGGCUAAGUUUACUUCCAUCAUUGUCCUUCUCUUCGCUGCUCUUGUCCUUUUUGCUGGUUUCGAAGCACCAACAAUGGUGGAAGCACAGAAGUUGUGUGAGAGGCCAAGUGGGACAUGGUCAGGAGUUUGUGGAAACAAUAAUGCGUGUAAGAAUCAGUGCAUUCGACUUGAGAAAGCACGACAUGGAUCUUGCAACUAUGUCUUCCCAGCUCACAAGUGUAUCUGCUAUUUCCCUUGUUAAUUCCAUAAACUCUUUGGUGGUUUAAUAGUGUACGUAUUUUACAUAUAAUUAAUAAGUUUGUGUCACUAUCUAUUAGUGACUUUAUGACAUGUACCAGGUAUGCUUAUGUUGGUUUGGUUGUAAUAUAAAAAAGUUUUCGGAUAUAAUAAUAAGAUAAUAAGCUCAAGUCA
This is a messenger RNA of Brassica rapa (field mustard), 504 nucleotides long. Its product is annotated as defensin-like protein 1. Gene Ontology annotation, biological process: defense response. Lineage: Eukaryota; Viridiplantae; Streptophyta; Magnoliopsida; Brassicales; Brassicaceae. The record is from RefSeq and is a predicted model, not a curated record.